AUGGUCAACAACGCUGUGGAGCCUCACGACAAUGAGAACAUGGAAAUUGAAGGGGAGAACGAGGAAAAUUACAAUGAAGAAGAAUUUCAUUCGCUCAAUGCACAGUUGGAUCAAUUGAACUCUGUGUUGGAUACGAUCGAGAUGAAAAACGACGACGUGCAAGCUGAAUUGAUUGAAUUGUUAAAAUCCAACAAAGAAACGAGAAAGCAGUUUCAAGAAUGUGUUAAAAAGGGUGAGCCAACGACGCAACCCCCUGGCUCCCACCAAUAAUCUCAAAUCACUACAAACUCUUUAAUUUAAUUAAAACAAAAAACCAUUACAAAUUCACUGAGUGAAUUCCUCAUGUACAGUCCUUAGAAUUAAGAUACGAAGAUAUUUAAAAUGAUAAUUAAGAUUGCUAAGAUUAUAUUUCGUUGUCAGUUCUCAGUGCAGGUGCAAUAAACGUAAUCACCAGAAAA
Messenger RNA from Fopius arisanus, 458 nucleotides. RefSeq names its product UPF0184 protein C9orf16 homolog. The transcript is spliced from 2 exons. Bases 1 to 270 code for a protein of 89 amino acids. NCBI's taxonomy places the organism in Eukaryota, Metazoa, Arthropoda, Insecta, Hymenoptera, Braconidae. The record is from RefSeq and is a predicted model, not a curated record.